UUUAAGGGCAUAUCUUAUGUUUCUAGAGCUACCUAGAUAGGUUCUUGGAUUCAUAUAAUCUUUAUAGAUUUCUAUAUUUGCCAUUUCGUCCAAAUCUUAUUGGCCCUUUCCUGCUCGCUGAGGUUGGCGGAUGUGUCCAGAUCAAUCCGAGACUAGAGACAACUAUAAGGUCCGUUGGGACGACUUAUGGGAUACAUGGAUCGUCCUGAGUUAUGACAAGUACCAUCUCCGCAGAUAUCAGAUAAUGCCAAGCGCGAAUGAGAGAGAGAAAAAUGGAAAUAUAAACCCAAGAAAAAUUCCGUAUGGAGGUCGUUUAUCGAGUCAUUCUAACGACUUGCGGGGAGAGAACUGUUGGCCAUCACUCAUUGCAUAGACUUUUAGUCCUUACCUACAAACGCCAACUCUCACAAAGGGGUCCCCUCUUCCUCCCUUACAUUGUUCCGCCCCUCCCGAGCUCUCUUCUGUCCAUACUUGGUUUUGUUCAUGCUCCAGGUCGUUUUCUGAUCCUGUACGAUAGAAAGAUUCAACGGUUGACAAAAACAAAAUGGCUUCGAAAACCGACUAUGUCUUCCCUCGAGACUUCAUUGACAACACUCGCAUCAACUUGAUGCACCAUAUUUGGACCAAAAUCUUCGGGUACAAUAUCCAUCCAAAGAUCCCCUCCGAGGCUGCGAACCUCAGGAUAGCAGAUGUCGGGACUGGAACUGGAAUCUGGCUUUUUGACGUUCGAGACAAGCUCAAUCAGGCUCAGUUGGAUGGCUUCGAUAUCUCGUUCGAUGCGGCGCCACCAAGCGAGACACUUCCACCCCAAGUAGCCUUCCGGCAUUGGGACGUUAAAAGUGAUGUCCCAGAAGAUCUCGUCGGUGUAUAUGAUAUAAUCAACGUCCGUCACUUCGGCUUUGUCCUCCUUAACGAUGAUAUCCCAAGCGUUGUGGCCAAACUAAUCAGUUUACUAAAGCCUGGCGGCUAUCUUCAAUGGGGAGAGGCCGACAUGGAAACGUUGCGCUUCGACAUAACCAAGCCUGGGAACAAAACUGACAAUCUGGUCGAACUCUUCAAACUCCUGGCUGUCCAGGAUGACCGGCUCAAACCAACUUGGGUCCGUCAUCUCCCCGAGAUAUUCGCGAAAGCUGGAUUCGUGGAUGUCGAGAAGGACAUGCAGGACGCGCUACCUCAUCUGGCUUUCAUUUUCCAUGAAGCCGGCCUUAUGAUACAUGAUCUGAUCGCGCGCAAGACCAAGAACGAGCAUAUGGCUCGUGAGUUGAGGCGUCUUAUUCCCGCUGCUGCCGAGGAGACCAAGCAGGGAGCUUAUGGGACUUCGCUAAGAGUCACAGUGAUUGGAAGGAAGCCGUGAGAGACAUAUCUGAAUGUAGAAGUUAUGAAAAGACAGGCUCAGAGAACCAUAUCGUAAAUCUAAUCUUAUAUCCCGCCCAGUGCGGGUCGCACUUUCUUCUCGCAAUUACCUAUACCAACGCCAGGAGAAUCGGGGCAUGGUUGUCCAAUGAGAGACUUUGGUGUAAUUAACUUCCAAUGUUAAAAAGCAAGAUAAGGG
This is a messenger RNA of Annulohypoxylon truncatum, 1552 nucleotides long. RefSeq names its product S-adenosyl-L-methionine-dependent methyltransferase. Lineage: Eukaryota; Fungi; Ascomycota; Sordariomycetes; Xylariales; Hypoxylaceae. Bases 545 to 1354 code for a protein of 269 amino acids. The record is from RefSeq and is a predicted model, not a curated record. The transcript is spliced from 4 exons.